Girardinichthys multiradiatus is the source of this 1426-nucleotide messenger RNA. It is a transcript of the gene grem1b, whose product is annotated as gremlin 1b. Bases 195 to 743 code for a protein of 182 amino acids. Gene Ontology annotation, biological process: animal organ morphogenesis. NCBI's taxonomy places the organism in Eukaryota, Metazoa, Chordata, Actinopteri, Cyprinodontiformes, Goodeidae. Gene Ontology annotation, molecular function: receptor ligand activity; BMP binding. The record is from RefSeq and is a predicted model, not a curated record. The transcript is spliced from 2 exons.
UUUAAAAGGGAGACAGUCCGGCGCUGGAGCAAUUUGUAUUAAACCCCCACGUUGGCCCCCCGUCUAUGGAGCGAGUUGUCUCCCAGUUAACCAGAGUACCACCAGAGUCCAGGCGACUGCUGUAGGUGCAAGAGAGGCGAAAAACUGACAGGAUUUCAUCAUUCCCCUUGAAGAAUCUGGAGAAUCGCCCAGGGAUGGCCGUCUCAGCGCAUACUCUGUGCAGUAUGGUUUUCAUCAUCGGGCUGCUGUCAUCUCCCGCUGAUUCAAAAAGAAACCGAGCCUCUCAAGGGGCCAUUCCUCAUCCUGACAAAAACAACCCGAACGAAUCGGAGCAGCAGCCGCAGCCCCCGCAGGCGGGUUCCAGGUCCCGCCAGAGGCCGGGCUCAUCCUCACCCGCUGACGAGGUGCUGGAAUCCAGCCAGGAGGCUCUACAUGUGACGGAGCGGCAGUAUUUGAAACGGGACUGGUGCAAAACGCAGCCUCUCAAGCAGACGAUCCACGAGGAGGGCUGCAUCAGCCGCACCAUCAUCAACCGCUUCUGCUACGGACAGUGCAACUCCUUCUACAUCCCCAGGCACAUCCGCAAGGAGGAGGGCGCAUUCCAGUCCUGUUCGUUUUGCAAACCGAAGCGGUUCACCACCAUGACUUUUACAUUGAACUGUCCGGACCAGCAGCCUCCCACCAAGAAGAAGCGCAUCCAGCGCGUCAAGCAGUGCCGCUGUAUCUCCAUAGACCUGGACUGAACACGCUGCGAUAAUCGGCAGACGUUGUUGGUAGAUUUGGAGCGCCGGACUGCAUCUGGAGAUGUACACGGACGUUUCAUUAAUAUUCUCCUCUUGCACAAACAAAACAAAACUGACAUGCAACAUUGAGCAGAGAUGUUUUACUCCUCGUUAGUUUCAAAACCCCAAUGCACGGAAACGCUAACUCCAAACGGGCACAUUUGUAUUUUUGCGCACGGCUUCCUUACUUUACCAACAGUAGCAGCAACGAGACAGAACAGUAAAAAUCCUGUUUCUCCACUCCAAUAAGAGUAUUUUUCCCAAUCCAAUCUUGUAUUUAACGCAUUAUGUUUGUAGAACUGGAUGUUUCCACUGUGUGGAGUUUGAUGAAUGGAUUUGUAAUGAAAAUGUGAUUAUUUUUUAUUUCGACAUUUCAAGAAUCUUUUGAGGUUAACCUAACUGAUUUCUGUGAAUUUCGAAGCUUACUGGUAAAAUAUUUCUUUUUUUUUUCAUGUCUGGAGUCUAUUUAAAAAGCCUUUAAAGUAAAACAGACUCAUUUUUAUAAAAACAUUGUACAGUAUUGGUUAGUAUUGAGGCUAAAUUGUUCUAAAAUGUAAAGCCGUUUUGAUUUAACCGGUUUGUUUAUUCCUUUUGAUUAAAUUAUCUAUUAAAACUCAAUAAACAAAGGCUGUUAUUGCAUACUA